Messenger RNA from Brachypodium distachyon (stiff brome), 1554 nucleotides. RefSeq names its product CRIB domain-containing protein RIC4. Lineage: Eukaryota; Viridiplantae; Streptophyta; Magnoliopsida; Poales; Poaceae. The coding region runs from base 630 to 1250 and encodes 206 amino acids. The record is from RefSeq and is a predicted model, not a curated record. The transcript is spliced from 2 exons.
UACCGAGGCGCAGACAGAGAUGGAUGGUGGGCGACGAGUCACUGGCAGAGAGGAGGGAAGCAGUUGGGCAUCCAGGCAGGGGAAAACCAAACCCCAUCCGUAUAUGGAUGCAGCAGAUAUCGCAAGCCAGCAGGCAGGAAUAUCCCACGCUGUCACGUACGAGUAUACAGAAACUAUAGUAGUAGUAGUACUGGGUGGGGGUGGGUACCAAAUUACCAAACCCAACCCACUCCCAGCUCCUCUUUUCCCCGUCUCCGGCCUAUCCCCACUGCACCGGAGUAUCAAUAUAGGAGUAGCUAGACUCCUACUCCACAGCUAGCUAGGAUAGCUACCGGCUGCUAGUACAAGUAUAGUAUAGCCACCAGCUGCAGUGCCGGUCGCCGCCCGCCUGCGAACUUACUCCAGCUCGUAUACUAGCUAGCUCCCUCUCCAAUCUCCAUCCCUCCCUCCCUCGCGGCCGCUAUACCAGACUUGGACAGUGCUGCUACCACUGACUGCCUUCCUCUGGCCCUGCUCGAGUUAAGGCUUGAUUUGGUUCAACAGAUUCGAACAGAGGAAUAACCAACUCCUCUGGCCGGCUGAGGAUUGAUUGGUUUUUGUUGGUUGGUUGGUUGAUUUGGGUGGCUGCCAUGAGUGGCAAGGAGCAGCAGCGAGGGCGGAUGGUGGACCGGUUCAUCGUCAUCCCCUUCUCCUCCAACUGCCGCUCCGCCUCCAGCGUCGACGUCGUCGUCGCCCAACAACAAGCCUCGCGCCACGCAAACAAGCAACCCCAACAAGCCCAAGGCGGCGAGGGGGUGUCGUCAGGCGGCGCGGCGGGGAAGGCGGCGGGCAAGCAGCAGGGGGAGCAGCCGCUGUCGCUGGUGGCGAGGCUGCUGAGGGGCUUCAAGAACCUGUCCCAGAUCUUCGCCGUCUACGACGAGGACGACGAGGAAGAAGAUGAGGACGAACAAGAGAUGGUGAUCGGGCUGCCGACGGACGUGAAGCACGUGGCGCACAUCGGCUGGGACGGCAGCACCAGCACCACCACCAGCGUCCGCUCCUGGAACCGCGCCCCUCCUCCUCCUCCGUCCUCCUCCGCCGCCGCCGCCGCUUCGACAUCUUCCUCCUCCGCCGCCACGGUCACUCCACCGCCGGAGCCGGUGUCCGUGCGGCAGUUCGAGGUGGCCAUGGCGGCUCAGGCCUCUGCCGCCGCCGCCACCAGCGCCACGGCCGGCACAAGCAGCGGUGCCGGUCGACAUCGGCACAGCUAAAGCCAGGGCGCGCGCGUGUCAGGACGGACGGGGGAUGAUUAAGCUGCUAAGCUAAGCUUGGGCGGUGGGGGUCGUUAUCGUCACGGGCCCUUGUCUCUUGCUCACGGCUCGCUUUGAUUAAUCCUUCUCCCGUCAGAAAGAGCUGGAGCCGGUGCUGGGUCAGUUUGGUCCGACCCGCGUGCCGUCCUUGGUCUCGUGUACGUAGCCAUUUUACCGGGGAUUUUUGUUCGCUUCUUCUUGCUCGUUUACAGAUGAUACUACUACCGUUCCUUUUCUUUAAUUUACUCUUUUCACUUGGCUGUCA